Chelonia mydas (Green sea turtle) is the source of this 3338-nucleotide messenger RNA. RefSeq names its product iron-sulfur cluster assembly 1 homolog, mitochondrial. The record is from RefSeq and is a predicted model, not a curated record. NCBI's taxonomy places the organism in Eukaryota, Metazoa, Chordata, Testudines, Cheloniidae. The transcript is spliced from 4 exons. Gene Ontology annotation, biological process: iron-sulfur cluster assembly. Gene Ontology annotation, molecular function: 2 iron, 2 sulfur cluster binding. Gene Ontology annotation, cellular component: mitochondrion; cytoplasm. Bases 110 to 487 code for a protein of 125 amino acids.
GGAGUGUUGAUGCUGAUGGGGGAGUGUUCUUGAGAGAGUUGGAUGGAUGGAUGGUGGUGGUUGAAGUUGCGGUGGAAACCUGAAGGAGUUUAGGUCUUCUGUCCAGACGAUGAAAAUAUUAUCAAUCUAUCUCGGGUACAUCGCUGGUUUCAUGAUUAAUGAUCUUGCACUCAUAACCACUCCGUCAGCUGUACAUAAGAUCAAACAGCUUCUUAAAGAUAAACCUGAGCAUGUAGGUGUGAAAGUUGGAGUCCGUACAAGGGGGUGUAAUGGACUUUCGUACACGUUAGAAUAUACAAAAACAAAAGGCAACUCCGAUGAAGAAGUAGUUCAAGAUGGAGUCAGAGUGUUUAUUGAAAAGAAAGCACAGCUGACACUUCUAGGAACUGAAAUGGACUAUGUAGAAGACAAACUAUCCAGUGAAUUUGUCUUCAAUAACCCAAACAUCAAAGGAACAUGUGGCUGUGGAGAAAGCUUUAACAUUUGAAAUCUCAGGAGUAUUACCUUGGCUUUUAACACCAUGAAACACUUCUUCAUGACUUUCUAACGCUGUCACAUUUCUUCCAGGUUUUUAGGCUUUGUAAAAUGUGUCUGCGUUUCAAGGAAAAUAAAGUGAAUGCAUUUGGGAAAUGUAACCGUGUGUGAAAUUUCAGCACUGGUAUAUUUAUUCAGUCAUUUGGGGUGAAUUGGGCUCUGGAUGGUCAGAACAGCAAGGUGCACUAGCACUUCUGUGUUUUCAUAUGUGAAGGGAAAUAAAUCUCAAUAUUUCUCCUUUUCUUGUCAUUUCCCUCUCCUUCACCCCUACCAGCCACCCAAAAAGUGUUCUCUGAGAACACACGGCCUGUGCAUUCUGCUUUAAUUAGAAGAAAACUAUAAGACUGUAUAUGUAUGAAUAGGCUUCAGAAUUAACUUACCUUCUUUUGUGUGUGUUUUCUUUUUAAAUGAGUGUAUGUAUCUGACAGAGGUUUCCAAUGUCUUCACCCCCUUGAUACUUUGAGCAUGGCUUUACUGGUGAUCUGUUCUCCAAGGAAAAUUAAUAAGCUCUAAAAGGGAGGAAAUCUUGCCUCCUUGUGCUCAAAUUUUCAUGUUAUGUCACCAACCGAGGCUAUAUCUUGGAAUGAGCUAAUUCAAGUCUCCAAAGUUGUGCUCACCCUUGCAUUUUGAGUUAUCUGAUUCCCUAUAUAAAUAUUUUCCUUUCCUUGUAGCAAGCACAAUCUCCUUGCUGCAGCCAGGAAGACAAGCGGUGUGGUGUUCAAAAAUAAUGUUGCAUCUUCAACUGUUUGAAUGUUAAGGCAGAAUGUCCUCAGGCCUCCUUUUCCCACACCCCAUAUUUCUGUCUUUGCUCCCAGUUGACCAAGACAACAAAAUUCCUAAACUGCUUCCAACCCAGGUCCUCGCUUUUUGCAGUACAUGUAUGUAUUCCCCCUAUGCUGUCUGGUCACCCGACAAGGAAAUUGUUUUAUGAUGGUGGAAGGAAUUUUGUCACUUUCCUGUGGUCAUACUCAUGACUGACUUUCUGUCACAGCUUGAAUCUCAUUGGUAACUUGAGUAGAUGUUAGGUUUUCCCGUGUAAAGUUGACUCUAAAUUCUGUUCAACAGUUGUUUGAGGUGAAGGUAACUUUAUAAAAGGUAAAUUUCACUGUAGUUUAAAAAACACUUCAGAAUCUUUAUGACUUGUAUUAAAAACAAUGAAAUUAGUUCUUUUGUUAAACUGACACUGGCAUUAAUUUAAAGGAAGACAAAACUUAUUGCUUGGAAGAAGCCAUUUUCUUUGAUAGAAAGAAACUAGUUUAAUCCCCCUCUCGCUCAUUAAGAUCCUUCUGGCUACACACCAAUCUUCCCAACUUGUAUCAUUCUUCAGCACCUCCUCCCCAGCUACUCAGGCAUCAGUAAACAUCUCUCCAGGCUUUUCAGAAAGGGGAAAAAGCUAUUGUUGCUAGAGCAGUUGAGCUGAAAGUUAGCCAAAAAGGGGAGAGGGGGGACAAAUGAGGUGUAAAAGAGCUCACAAGGAGUACCUGGAUGCUGGCUUUAAAGAAGAAAGUUGGAGUAGGGGAAGGAGCUGGGACUGAAUAAGGGAUAAAGCCUGGAGAUGGAGCAUCCAGGAGUGAAUUCAUUCUGGAAAGAAAAGGGGUACUUGUGGCACCUUAGAGACUAACACAUUUAUUUGAGCAUAAGUUUUCGUGAGCUACAGCUCACUUCAUCGGGUGCAUUCAGUGAACUCAUGAAAGCUUAUGCUCAAAUAAAUUUGUUAGUCUCUAAGGUGCCACAAGUACUCCUUUUCUUUUUGCGGAUAGAAACUAACACGGCUGCUACUCUGAAACCUCUCAUUCUGGAAAGCUGUUUUUUGGUACUUGAGAGGGUGGACUGUGGACUGUUACCUGCUGGGGGAGUGGAAAUGCAGCUAGAACUGGCUGAGGGAGGAGGAGAUAAAACUAUGGCAUCCUCCCUGCAGUAGUCAGCACAGCCCACAAUAAUAGAAGGUUGAAGCUUCCACGUGUAUUGCUUAAUUAAUAUUCAUACUUGAAUUUUAAUUAUUUUGUAAUAUAUGCAAUUUUGAUGUAAAAACACUGGAGUUUUCCUUUAUCAACUGUCAUACACAAAUAGUUCCUUUGUUAAUGUUCUAUAACUACUAUAUAUAAUAAAGUAUAUGGGGAAAACCUGACAAUAAACUCAGUAGAUUUGAAUUUCUAAUGCCACAGUCCUCCAUUCCUGCUAAAAAAAAAAAUCAAGUCUAUGGGGUAUUGUAGAGCUAAUGUAUAAAAUAGUCCCAAUGAUAGACUAAUUCUCGCAUUUGUAAAUCUAUUCCUUACUGGAAGAUUUUUAAAAAAGAAUGUAACGGGUGGUUGGUAAAAGUGGUAUCCCUGUAUUCACUCUAACUCUCUGUUUUUGAGUUCUUGAGGACUUUUGCAUAUUCAUGGGUCUGUGUAUAUGCUCUGAGAGUGAAAGUUUCAUAUUCUGUGAAAUAGUCUCCGAAGAGAGUUGUCAUAUUUACUAAAGCAACUAACGCACAAUCUAUUAAAGUACAUUUAUGUAAAUGCUAAUAAUUUAUGUAUGAAUAUAGUUAAUCAGUGCAUCUAUAAUGUGUGCAGUACUGUCUGUAGAGUUCUCAGUUGUAAUAAAUAACUGCUUGUUGGUAAACAUUAACUACUCUUGUUUUGCACAGCUCUAACAAAUGAGCACUUCAGGCUCAUGCAAGUAGCUCAGUUAUAAUUCUAUGGCUUGUAAACUGAUGUUCACCGAGGAAUAUUCACUUAAUGUUUUCUAAGCACUAGUAACUCUGGAAAAAUAAAGUAGGUAUGUCGUAAGAAUGUCAUUUUAUUAAAGUAUAAAAAUGAAAA